AUGGACAACACGGCCAAACAGUGGGCCGAGCGUACCCCUCCCAUCCCAGCAGACACCCCCGGUCCCCGCAGCUCUCUGGACACUGAGUUCUCUGUGAACGACCUGAGUGGCUCCACCAUCCAGAGGCAGAGGAGGGAGCUGCAGCUGCUGAUGGCUGAGCUGAAGGACAGAGACAGGGAGCUGAACACCAUGUCCGCCUCCCAUCAUAAGCAGCUUCACGCCUGGGAACAAGACCGCCAGAGGGUGCUCACCUUGGAGCAGAGGUGUACCCGUCUGGACGAUGAGUUGCAGAAGCGUUACGAGGUGAUCAGAGUCCUGACUAAACGUGUGUGGGUGGUGGAGACCAGGGAGAAGGAGGUCCAGAAGGAGCUCAGCGCAGCCCAGCGGCAGCUCUCUGAGCUUGAACAGAAGCAGCAGCACGUCAGCCAGAAAUGUCAAGACUUCGAGGAGAAGAACCAGAGUCUGAACUCCACGCUCAUGGCUCUGUCCUCUCAGGUCGGCUCUCUGCAGGUCAGGGAGGAAGAACUGAGCUCCAUGCUCAAACUCAAGGAUAAAGAUGUGACUGAGGCCUCGGGUCAAAUACUCGACCUCACAGGACGCGUACGAGACCUGGAGACGUCGCUGAAGGAGAGUCUAUCACGGGAAACCAAGCUCCUGAGGGAAUUAGAGGAAAGUAAACGCCGGCACAGAGAAGCAAGACAUGAGGUCACACACCUUAAAGAGGAGCUGCAGCAGCAGGUGACACAGAGCAGCUCUCAGAGAGAGGAGAUCAUCCGACUCAAACAGGAGCUGCAGCUGCUGCGCAGAGAUCUGGCUUUGACAGGGGAGGGCGACAGCUGGAAAGACGAGCUGCUGGAACUGGCUCGCUCCAAACAGGAGCGCACCAUGACUGAACUCCGCUGCCUGCGUCAGGUGUGUGAGAAUCAGAGGAACGACCUGCAGCUGUUGCAGUUAAACCUGGAAAGUGCCCGUGAAACCCUGAAGACGAAAACCAGUGGGAGGUUACUCGGCAGAGGAGCUACUGUGUUGGAGUCAGUGAACAUUGAGGGGAUGAACGGAGAAGAACGGCCUUCAUGCCGCCGCAGUUCAGAGCCCAGAAGGAGAAAGAGACAUGGACCGGCUGAAUGCAGCGAGCUCACACCCACACUCAGUGAUGUGACCAUGACGCUCCCUGAUCUGACCUUCAACUCCAACUCCGUCAGUCUCCACAGACGACCAAGAUCAAGAGGAAAUCGCAGCACGUUCACCUCCUACAUGCUCGGCUCUCGAUCUAAAGACGGUCGGCGGGCAGCAAACUGCUGCCGGGAUCAGCCAUGCGGAGAAAAUCAGACCCAGGAGGAGCUGACCUGUAGCUGUGUGGAGAACCGGUCUCAUGCCUCCGUCAGGGGGAAGAACUCGGGACCGGCGGCCGACGCCACGGCCGCACCGGGAGCCGGUCUACGAGGCUCCGUGACCGACGACCUGGGAGUCUUCCCGCCGCAGCUGACAGAUCUGAUGACUGAGCGUCUCCUCCUAUCAGGGUGA
This is a messenger RNA of Seriola dumerili (greater amberjack), 1524 nucleotides long. It is a transcript of the gene ccdc62, whose product is annotated as coiled-coil domain containing 62. The coding region runs from base 1 to 1524 and encodes 507 amino acids. The record is from RefSeq and is a predicted model, not a curated record. The transcript has 11 exons. NCBI's taxonomy places the organism in Eukaryota, Metazoa, Chordata, Actinopteri, Carangiformes, Carangidae.